ACUUCCUGUUUUGUUUUUCUUUCGUUCCUAGUCCGCUCAGCCCGGGUAGAAAUGGGAGAAUAUUUAAGGCGAGACAACAUUUGUAGCCUGACCAUAAACAAAUACAUUUUCUUUAAACAGUGGCGGACCUUAUAGACACAACAGYCGUAGCGGGCAGCAGCAACGAGCCUCCCUCCACCCCUGGGGUCUGCGACAUGGCACUCAGCUCGGGCAGCUGGGCUCCUCCAGCCUCGGUGACUGCCUCGUCCCAACAACAGGCGACAUGCUGCGGCGGGCCCGGCCCUGCAGUUUGCUGCAGCACUGUUCUAAUGUCAGUCCGCGUGUCGGUGUCCCAUUCCGGGAUCCGACCCCUGUGCCUCCCCGGAGCAGGCAGCGAAGCUCUGCGCCUGCAGCUCAGCAUGGACCCGAGCCGGGCCGGAGAGUUCCGACUAGCGCUGAGAGAUACGAGCGGAAACCGCAGUGUGUUCAUUGCAGAGUUUGACUUGCGCUCGGUGCAGUACGAGGUUAAGUCGUCGCGCUGCCAUGAGAUGCGUCUUGCCGCUCCGCCUCACGACUGCAUCCGCUUCAACUUCCGCUGUGACCGAGAGGCCGAGGAGUGGGCCACUGUGGUGAUGUCAUCACUGACAGAGGCCCACAGAGUUGCAAAUAUUAACACGUGUGAAUCAGAUGGCAAACAGAACAGCCUCGCAGCAGCGACGGAGCCGUGGAGCUCAGCCUCUCUGCCUCAUGUUACCAAACACGCAUUCAAGCACUUUAGUAACACUUCUUCUCAUCUGUCCUCAGUUGCAAAUAUUAACACGUGUGAAUCAGAUGGCAAACAGAACAGCCUCGCAGCAGCGACGGAGCCGUGGAGCUCAGCCUCUCUGCCGCUCUGCGAGGAGCUUUGUUUGGAGCUGUCGAGGGCGAUCGAAGCAGGCGACGCUCAGRCCGCCUCCCAGCAUGCAUCUGCACUGGCUCGACAAAAAGCAGUGCUGACGAUACAGCCGUCUCAGAAAAACUACGCCGAAGGGGAAGUCAACCUGUCGGUGGUGGUGGAGGAUGCUUCGUCUUCCUGUUGUGUCACAGUGAAAGUUUUCCCCUACAUGACCGUGGCKGAACUCAAGCAGCAGGUGUUUCUCGAGUACGGUUUCCAUCCUCGAGUGCAGCGCUGGGUGAUCGGUCAGUGCCUGUGCACCGAGCCCAGGUCGCUGGCUUCGUACGGGGUGCAGAAGGAUGGCGACACGGCGUACCUUUACCUGAUCUCUGCCCGUCAAGCUAACAUCACGCGCCAGCUGUUCCAGCAGGACCUGGAGAGCGCUCUUCUUGUAACACCUCUUCCCCCGGGCAGCRGCUCCACCUCCCAGGACUGGAGGGGCUACAGCACCCUUCCCUCAAGACUUCCUCACAACAGCCCGGGUGGAGGGAAUAACAUCAAAGAUGUCCUCAAUAUUGAGAAGCUGCAGCUGAACGAUCACACCAACAAAGCCAGUAAAACACAGCAGACAGAGUGGGCGUGUCCUUCAUGCACUUUUAUCAACAAACCAUCUCGUCCCGGCUGCGAGAUCUGUGCGACCGCCAGACCUGACACACACAGCUAUGUCCAGCAGGAGAAAGGAAGGCGGGAGGAUCGCAAGAAGUCUGGUUUAAGCAGCAGCUGACUGCUCGUCAUCACUGUGGGGAUUUUUAUUUCUCGCUCGCAUACAAAACACGCAUUCACACACAGAAAGUGCGGUGGCUAAUUCUGCCACAUAACAUGUUGACAAAAUACUCACACGGAGACGGUAAAGCGCACUGAGAGUCGUUUGAACGCGGGARCGUUGGAGGUGGCACGGAAGCGGAGCUGCGUCAGUCGAGGUUCAGACGACGAACUGCUGACGAGGAGCCUUUUGUCUGUUUAUGUACUGACAACAUGAUAUGAUCACAACGUGCAUCUCAUCUGGCCAGACCACUUUGCUAUUUAUUUCAGAGGGCGUGUGUGUGUGUGUGUGCAUGUGGUGCAAUGAACACAAACAGCCUGAUAUUUAUUUUAGGGGGAGAAAGGGGUUUUUAAUUUUUUUUUGCAUUUGAUUACAGUUGAAGUUUAGGGAGUGUCAUCCACAGCAUCUGCUAACUGUGAAGCGAGAAGGGAGGUGAAGCCUUGUGCAAUACUCUGUUAAACUGUCUUUUAUGUCAGUGUCAAAAUGUUCUUGAAAGUGAACAAAGAGAAAGCAUGGUUUGUUUACAGGGUUGUCAAGAUUUUUGUUUUUAAUAACAUUGUAUUUAGUGUAUUAUUUUUACCAAGGUGCAUUAAGUUUGAUGUACAUUUCAGCCAGUGGUUUUAUUGUUAUUAAUUCCCUCUGAGCUGUGAGAGCUAAAGGAUGAUUUCAGUACAUAAUCUAAAGGUAAGAAUCUUCA
Molecule: messenger RNA, 2373 nt
Organism: Austrofundulus limnaeus
Lineage: Eukaryota; Metazoa; Chordata; Actinopteri; Cyprinodontiformes; Rivulidae
Gene: sharpin
Product: SHANK-associated RH domain interacting protein
Exons: 10
Coding region: 195-1637 (480 amino acids)
Biological process (GO): protein linear polyubiquitination; positive regulation of canonical NF-kappaB signal transduction; proteasome-mediated ubiquitin-dependent protein catabolic process
Cellular component (GO): LUBAC complex
Molecular function (GO): ubiquitin-protein transferase activity; ubiquitin binding
Source: RefSeq, a predicted model, not a curated record